Messenger RNA from Vitis riparia (riverbank grape), 1589 nucleotides. RefSeq names its product UDP-glycosyltransferase 92A1-like. The coding region runs from base 1 to 1494 and encodes 497 amino acids. The record is from RefSeq and is a predicted model, not a curated record. NCBI's taxonomy places the organism in Eukaryota, Viridiplantae, Streptophyta, Magnoliopsida, Vitales, Vitaceae. The transcript has a single exon. Gene Ontology annotation, molecular function: UDP-glycosyltransferase activity.
AUGGAAAAGAAGGAAAAUAUAGUGAUGUUUCCAUUCAUGGCACAAGGUCAUAUCAUCCCUUUCCUUGCUUUAGCUCUUGAAAUACAGAAGAAAAGAGGCUGCACCAUCACCUUUGUUAACACACCUCUCAACAUAAAAAAACUCAGAUCCUCUCUUCCUCCAAACGCCUCCAUUCGUCUUGUUGAAAUCCCAUUCAACAGCUCAGACCAUGGCCUCCCUCCCAACACUGAGAACACCAAUGCUCUUCCUUACCCUCUCAUCUUUCGCUUCAUUGAGGCUUCCUUGUCUCUCAAACUCCCUUUCAGAAAACUCAUUUCUGAACUUAUUGCUGAGCAAAAUGGCCACCUCCCACUCUGCCUAGUCGUGGACAUGUUUUUUGGCUGGUCUGUUGAGAUUGCCCAUGAGUUUGGGGUGUCUCAUGCCAUUUUUGUAGGCGGAGGGGGUUUUGGCAUGGCGUGUUACUACUCUCUCUGGACGAACAUGCCUCACCUUGGGGCCGAUUCCGAUGAAUUUACCCUGCCUGAUUUCCCAGAAGCUUCCAAGAUUCAUGUAACUCAGCUGCCGGAAAACCUCAGACUUGCCGAUGGUAACGAUCCUUUUGCGGUUUUUCUGAAAAAGGUGUUUCCUGAGUGGUUGAAUUCCGAUGGACUAUUGGUUAACACAGUGGGGGAGCUUGACAAAAUUGGAUUGAUGUACUUCAGGCGGAAAAUCGGCAGGCCUGUUUGGCCGGUUGGACCGGUUCUCCUAUCCAUGGAAAACCAUGCUGGUGCAGGAAAAGUGCCCGGUAUCACACCAGAUCCCUGCAACAAAUGGCUCGAUUCAAAGCCUUUGAAUUCAGUUCUAUACAUAUGUUUUGGUUCUCAAAACACAAUCUCUGAAUCCCAAAUGAUGCAGUUGGCCACCGCGUUGGAGGUCAGCGGCAAGUACUUCAUCUGGGUUGUCAGACCACCAAUAGGGUUUGACAUAAACUCAGAAUUCAAGGCUGAAGAGUGGUUGCCCCAAGGAUUCGAACAACGAAUUCAAGAUCAGAAAAGAGGUUUACUUGUCCAUAAAUGGGCACCCCAGGUGGAAAUUUUGUCCCAUAAAUCCAUUUCUGCAUUUUUAAGCCACUGUGGAUGGAACUCAGUGCUUGAAGCCCUCAGCCAUGGGGUACCAAUCAUCGGGUGGCCGAUGGCGGCCGAUCAGUUCUCCAAUGUCGUGCUUUUGGAGAAAGAAGUUGGAGUUUGUGUGGAGGUGGCGAGAGGGCCUAGGUGUGAGGUUAAGCAUGAAGACAUAGUGAAAAAGAUUGAGUUGGUGAUGAAUGAUACAGAGAAAGGGAAGGAAAUGAGAAGAAAGGCACAUGAAGUAAGAGACAUCAUCAAGGAUGCCAUUAGAGAUGAAGAAGGUUUCAAGGGGUCCUCAAUGAAAGCCAUGGAUGAAUUCUUCAGUGCAGCAUUGUCAAGGAGGGAGAAGACCAAGUUGGAACAGGAGAACAAGAUCAUGCCCUUGACAUAAGAAAAAGCUACAAUUCAACCAUUUCUCUCUCUCCUACUACUUCGUUUUAAAAUUAGCAAAAGCAAUAUCAAUUGCCUUGGAGUCUUUUGCACCAA